AACUUAUUAAAUAGAUGACGAUGGCCAACUCAGUUCCAUACAUCGGUAGUCGGAUGAACUUGAUUUCAAAGGCAGAAAUUCGAUACGAAGGUUUUCUUCACGAGAUAGACACACAAGCGACAACUGUCACUCUAAAAAACGUUAGAUCGUUCGGAACUGAAGGACGUCGAGCAGAUAAAGUCAUUGGGCCUAAAGAUGAUGUCUUCCAGUAUAUUAUUUUUCGGGGUACAGACAUAAAAGAUAUAUCCGUGUGUGAAGGACCUGUUGUACCUCCUUUCGCUGAUCCAGCUAUCGUUCAAUCUGGACCUCCUGCUAGUGGCAGACCACAGCAGGGAACGGUACCCAGCUCGUCAGUAACAUCCAUGACGCCAGACGCAACAUCACCAACCCCGUCUUUUCCACCGUUCGCAAUGCCAGCAAUGUCACAAGCGAAAUCCCAUCCCCCUUCAGUUCCAUCGCCCCAGCUAUUCAGAGAUGCGACACAGUCUAGUGAUUCACAGCAUAUUUCGCCAGACACACUCGCAGAUCAAGGUAGAUCAAUGAAUUCUAACACAGAUCAUAAUCAAAGCCGCGGGAAUAAUCAGAGGCCGAAUAUGCGAGGAGGAGGAGGAGGAGGCGGUUAUAGGAACGACCGAGGCGAUAACAACCGAAGUGUGUUUUCAAGUUAUUCUGCAGUUACCAACCGUCAGCAGUUCAACAGGGGUUACAACAACGAAUACGCCCCUAGAUCAUACACUUAUAACCCAGCUGGAAACCCUUACAAUAACUCUUACGGAAAUAACGGGUUCAAUAGAAACAAUAAUACGGGAGCCUCGUCGUUGAACUCAGGGGACAGAGUUAACAAUAGACCAAUGGGACAACAAAAUCGCAACAACUACAACAACUAUCAGAAUAACUAUCGCUGGAAUCAAGGAGGUAUGAACCGCAGAAUGGGACCAAGGAACAGAGACGAUACUACGGGAACAGGUGAUCUGAAGAUAGACGAAGAUUUUGACAUUGAUGAUGCCAACAGGAAAUUCGACAAAAGCCAGCUGGUGAAAGAGUUUGCAGGCCUGAAUGUCCAAGAGGAAGCCGAAUCUGAAGCACAGGUGCAUAACUUGGCAGAUCUGGAGGAGGGAGAGGUGGGAGAUGAGUCACAGAAGACAGAGGCGGCCAAAUUCUACGACAAGUCCAAGUCAUUCUUCGACAGCAUCUCAUGCGACGCUCUGGAAAAGAAGACUGCUCGCCUUACGACUGCGGAGGAGAAGAGACUGAACCUGCAGACGUUCGGGGCUCCAUCUGUGAUCCGCAACAGACCCCCUGGACCCCACAACUACAACAACUCGGGUGGAUUCCGACCCAGGUCGGCCGGCAACUUCCACGGCGGCGACAACGGAGGAGGAAACAACUACAACAGACGAGGGAAUUAUUACGGAGGUUUCAACAACAACGCGCCGAACUACAGACGUGGUCCGGGCAACAGUUACUACACGUCGAAUUAUAACAACCACCAUCAAGGAGGCCAUGACAACAAUAGGCAACAACACCAGAACAAUGAUAGGAACAAUCAGUACCGUCAUCACCAGCAGCAGCAGAGACAAAACAACUAUAGUCAUAACCAAAACAACCAGGCACACCGGGUCAACAAUCCAGCUCAAGCGUAAGAGGAUGAGCAAAGAGUCUGGAAGGCGAUUUUGAUGAAAGCCAAAAAAACUGACCUAAACUUGGUGCAACUUUUGCGUUUUAUUUAAUGUUUUUUUAAAGCUUCGUUAUUGUGAAAUUGUCACCGACAUCACCCCCAGCCCCUUUAAGCGACCCCAAAAUGUCGGAAUCUAGUUUAAGUAGCCACCCCCUGCCCUUAACAUGACCCCUGCUACUGACUAGAAAAUGAAUGAAGUGUUCAAGCUUUUAGCCAGUCUAGAUGCUCGGAAGCUUCUGUUCAUUUGACCUGGUCUGUCCUCUAGUUUUGUUAUUACACUUGUAGUAUAUAUCAAAAGAAGCGCGCUAGAAUUUAUUGCGGCCGAUUCGAUCGGUUGUAUUUCCUUUGGUGUCCGGAAAAAAAGACGACAAUCAGUUAAUCGUUUAAAUAAUAAGUUAUAAAGUUCUUUAGACAUUUUAAUGUAAAAUGGCCUACAUUGCCAAAAUUUUUAGAUUUGAUGAAUUUAUAUGCGAGCUUAAAUGAAGUUGAAAACAAAAAGCAAAAUGAUUUCUGAAUAACUGAAUGCUUGCAUUUACUGAAGUAUUAGUUUGAAGUUUCGUCUUGUUUGUCCGGUACCAGUUUUGUUUGAUAAAGUUAAAACCUACUGUUGCUUAAAGAGAUAGAUAAUACAUGUAAUUGGAUGAUUCAUGCAAUAAUUUGUAAAAAAAAAAUUUAGCUCCUCGGUUGAAAUUAAUUUUUCUUUUGCCACGUAAAUGUUGAAUCAGAUGGUGAAGCAAAAAGAGGGAGCUUGUUGUUGAUUAUGAUAUUAAAGUGUUCAAAUUGAUUUGGAUUCACGUAUGAUGAUGUGCUUAUGUUACUUCUUUACUUGAAGUGCUGAUAUAAAGACUAGUGGGCUAAAAAGUUGAAUUAACAAUGUUUUACAAA
Messenger RNA from Symsagittifera roscoffensis, 2563 nucleotides. RefSeq names its product GTP-binding protein 4-like. Gene Ontology annotation, molecular function: GTP binding; mRNA binding; GTPase activity. Gene Ontology annotation, cellular component: nucleolus; P-body. Bases 15 to 1643 code for a protein of 542 amino acids. Gene Ontology annotation, biological process: ribosomal large subunit biogenesis; P-body assembly; cytoplasmic stress granule assembly. The transcript has 10 exons. NCBI's taxonomy places the organism in Eukaryota, Metazoa, Xenacoelomorpha, Acoela, Convolutidae. The record is from RefSeq and is a predicted model, not a curated record.